UCUGUCUGUCUGUCUGUCUGUCUGUCUGUCUGUCUGUCUGUCUGUCUGUCUGUCUGUCUGGGAGAACAAUCUGAUAAUAUGUCUGACUGGAUCCAGGGCCUUAAAGGACUUACAGCAGACUGUGUUAUAUACUAUAGGCAAGUAUAUGGCGCACAGGGUUAAUCAUCUGCUUGGUAUUGUACUGUAUACACCCAAUUCUGUGCUGGGACCCAAUACUGUAUGAGUUACAGAGAAACAUUGAUAGGAGAGCUGAAUGGGGAGAGAGGGGCAGAUGUAACCUCUUCACAUUGUAUUGCUGAAUAGACAAGAGUGUUAUUGAUGAUCAUCAUUGUUGUAUUGUGCCGAUGCCUAUUUGUGCCCUAAUCACUGCCUUCAGUUUGAGUUAAAUGGCAUCUCAUUUUCCCUCCAAAGAUGUCUCUGAAUAAAGGCUCUCUGUCUUUGUUGUGAUCUGUAAUGAUAUUGGCCACUAAGGAAGAACAGUAUAAAGAGUAUUGAUCACCUGAAGCUUGUUGAUGAAUCUGUAAGUCUCGAGGACAUUUCAUUUUCUCCUGCUUAAUCACUCCCAUUAUUCUUUACCACGUUGCCAGAAAGCCACAAGUGUUGCCCGGAAUUGUAAUUUUCAUCUUUUCAUCAGAUACAGCCCCUUGAAGCAGCAGAAGUGCACUCUCAGGCCAUUAAAUUAGCCUCAUGACAUUUCCAUCAGCCCUGGACAGAGGUAGUAUCUGUCUAGAGUCACUCCUCCCCUUCUCCAUCCCUCCUUCAUCCCUCUCUUCUUCCCCUCCCUUCUUCCCCUCCCAGCUAAUGUCUUAAUGCCGGUCUUUCUCAGCUCUCCAUCAACAUUCUUCUGUGCUGAUAAUGCAGAGCGACAGAUCAACUGGUGCGGCUGGAGAACAGGGGGAGCGGAGAGAGGGAGAGAGAGGGGGAGAGAGAGGGGGAGAGCGAGCAUGAGUUAUUACACAGAUAAAUGGACUUUUCCUAGCUUAUGUAAUUAUGCUUGGAUCGAUGACACAGAGAUUCAGUGAGUUGAGCCCUGAAAUCAAGGACAGCCACAUGAGUAGUGAAAAGACUGAGGAUGAGGGACUGAGAAAGGAUGAAGACAAAAGAGCAGUGACAUGAGAAGGGUAACCACGAGUAAAGAUAUCAGUAAAAUGAUUCCGGCUGCACUGAAAUGAAAGGCUGUAACAAUGGGCUGUAUCUCAGGAAUGCGCGUCACACUCACAGCCCUAAAUGGGCGGCGAACGAAUAAGAAUGAAUACGAAUGAAUAACACAUGAAUGACACAUGAAUGACACAUGACUGUGAUUCUUGAGCAGUCAGUCAGGCGCUCAGUCCGUGAUUGACAGAUCCAUUUGCCUCAGUUGACAAGCAUCUGGAUUGAUGGUAUACUUGUCCUCAUGCCUACAACACCGAGGUAACACUCUCUCUCUCUCUCUCCCACUCAUACGUGUAUUCUAUAUUUGAGACACACAGUUAUUCUGUAUUACUACUACAGGCUUGGCAGGGGGAAAUAGCCCUGUAUUCGCCAAGCAAUUCAAUUCUCUGAUGGAAUCAAAAGACAUUUCAAAGCUGUUUUUGAGGAUGAAGAAAGUUGCUUGUUUACCGUGUUAGCGUCGGUCCAACACUUUCCGUUGAUACAAACAGCAGAUUUCCCCUGAUUUGAUCUCUCGGGAAGCCUGAAACAUAAACAAUUAUUUUGUUUUUCCCGGUUAUGAUAAGGCAACACAUCGCUACUAAGCUACAUUAUUUCAGUCAUUUAAAUGGCCUGUUGGAAGUCUUGCAGAUGUCCUACCCCCGCCCAGGGUCCACCUCUUCCAACCAAGACUGGUCUUACCUCUGCUCCCCUAGUACUUGGCUGCACCCGCUGCCCCCUGUCCCUAUUCCUGUCCCUGGGCCUGAGGCUAAAACUCUAACUCGAUUAGCUCUGUGAUUGUGUCCACACUCAUCCAGCCCUGCAUCUGACAGCCAGUCCCUUGAGCCCUGGGACUGGGAGAAACCACAGCACUUCCUGGGUUGAGGUCUCACACUAACAACCCCAGUGCUGUGGCUGCAAUUGUUUUGGUUUACCUUCAUUUAUGACCCCGGAAAACAUUGCAGGCCUCGUCAUGCUGCAGGCUAUAGAGUGACAAAGUCCAAACAUUUGUGCGUGGCCGGGAUAGGUUACAUGAUCAGGGGAAAACUCCUAUCCCUAGUUUCUUGAGUACUGUGUAUUAUUUCCAGGCCAGGCGUCCUAUAUAAACAUGUGAACACGCUCUGGUGUGACUUAUGGUCAAAUUGUCCAUAAGGGCAGUGUGUUCCAUAGGGGUGCUGUUCUCUGUGCGGUAGGUGAUCUCUUCAGUAGAGUACAUUAUGUCCUGUGAAAGAGAGAUCUCUUAGUCACUGUGUCGUUCAGCUCGCUGCCAUUAGGUAGAAGUGCUAUAGCAGUGACUCAUCUGCCUUACCACCUGAGGCUCCAGGUACGCCCUCCCUCGGUUGAGAGAGAGAGAAAGAGCAGUAAUCAUGUCAGUGCACACUGGUCCACCUCCCUACAGCAGCAGCUGGAAGGGGUUAAAAAGAGGAGGGGCGAGAGAGGUUUGGAAUGGAAACGGCCUCUGGGUGUGUACCAGAACAGGUAGAGAAAAGGGGAGGAGAGAGAGAAUAAGCCAAUGACAGAGCGAGAGACAGGGAGAUAGCGAGGAGAGUACAGACAUGGAGAGUACAGACAAAACAGGCUCCCUCUCUCAGGGGAACACUUCCUAGUAACCUGGCUGGGUGGAGCCAAUGGCCAGAGCUGGGAGCGGCUGAGCGAGAGGCUGCUGUGGUGUGGUGUGUUCACUACGGUGUCUUUCUGAAUGGUGUUUGUCUGAGUUGGGCUCCUCUGCUAUGCGAACACACACCAGCACUGACCGUGGAGCCCAGCGGAGCCUGUGCUGUGGAGGACGAGGAGGAGGAGGACAUGAGGUCCGACAGGGAGGAGGGGACAUCCGUGUUGCUGCGUGAGGAGGUGGCCCAGCUGCAGGAGGAGGUGCACCUGUUGAGGCAGAUGAAGGACAUGUUGAGUAAGGACCUGGAGGAGACCCAGGGCUGCUCCUCUCACCUCCUUUCAGCCACUGAGCUCCGUGUGCAGCUGGGAGACAAGGAGCAGGAGCUGGACCGCGCCAAGGAGGCCUUACAAGCUAUGAAGUCUGACCGUAAGCGUCUGAAGGUGGAGAAGGCAGACCUGGUGAACCAGAUGCAGCAGCUGUACACCACACUGGAGAGCCGGGAGGAGCAGCUCCGAGACUUCAUACGCAACUAUGACCAACACCGUAAGGAGAGUGAGGAUGCUGUGAAGGCCCUGGCUAAGGAGAAGGACCUGCUGGAGAGGGAGAAAUGGGAUCUGAGGAGGCAGACCAAAGAAGCUACAGAGCAGGCCUGCAUCCUGCGUUCUCACAUGGACAUGAAGGAGAACCGCAUCAAAGAGCUUGAGGCUGAGCUCACAAUGGCGAAACAGUCCCUGGCCACGUUGACUAAGGAUGUGCCGAAACGCCACUCCCUGGCCAUGCCCUCAGAGCCGGUGGUGAACGGCAGUCAGGAGUGGGCGAUGCAGGGAGACUUGCCCCUCACCGCUGCCAUCCGCCAGAGCCAACAGACCCUCUACCACGGACACACUGUGGACCGCCAGGCGGUGGUCAGGGUCAGUCCCUGUCACUCCCGCCAGCCCUCCAUCAUCUCGGACGCGUCGGCGGCUGACGGGGAUCGGUCGUCCACCCCAAGCGACAUCAACUCCCCCCGCCACCGGACCCACUCCCUCUGCAAUUCUAUGGAGGACCUGGAGGACCAGAAGCGUAAGACAAAGAAGAAGGAGAAGAUGAGUCUGGGCUCCCUGUCCCGGGUGUUUGCUCGGGGAAAGCAGCGCAAGUCAAUGGACCCGGGCCUGUUUGAUGACUCUGACAGCCUCUCCAGCCUAUCAACACAACAACCCAGCCUAUCAGACGGAGAGGAGCAGCUGGACCGCCUCCAGCAGAUGGAGCUCACUCGGAACACACCCAUGUCACUGUGGAAGGCAGGGGCGGUACAAGCCUGGUUGGAGGUUGUCAUGGCAAUGUCCAUGUACCUUCGUGCUUGCUCGGAAAACGUCAAGAGUGGGAAGGUGCUGCUGGGGCUGACAGACGAGGACCUGGAGCUGGGACUGGGCAUCAGUAACCCCAUGCACCGCAGGAAGCUACGCCUCGCCAUCGAGGACUACAGGGAGGCAGAGUCUGGCCAGGGGCUAUCAAAGGCUGCUGAAAUGGACCAUCACUGGGUUGCCAAAUCUUGGUUGAGUGACGUCGGGUUGCCCCAGUAUUCCCAAGCCUUCCAAAGCCAACUGGUGGACGGCCGGGUGCUCAACUCCCUCAGCCGACGAGACCUGGAGAGACUCCUGAACAUCACCACCCACUCCCACCAAACCAGCCUGCUCCUGGCCAUCCAGCUCCUGCAAUUGCUCAACUUCGACAAAGAGGUCCUGGAGGCUCGCCGAGCCCAGUGUGAGCACAAGGACCAGGACCCAGUGGUUUGGACUUGCCACAGAGUCAUAAAGUGGAUCAGAGACAUAGACCUAAAAGAGUAUGCUGACAGUCUUCAUGGCAGGGGAGUCCAUGGUGCUGUGUUGGCUCUGGACCCCUCAUUUGAUGCAGAUGCCAUGGCCAAGGCCCUGGGAAUCCCCAGCCACAAACAUAUGCUUCAUCGGCACAUGUUUGAGGAGAUGAAGGCUCUCUCCAUCCCUGCCAGGCAAACUAGUGUGGAGCAGGAUUGUGAAGUGCCGGGAACGGGAGCCCCACCACAAUCCCCUUCUGCUGUUAGCCGCUAUAACGAGGAGAUAGUGUCUAUGAGACGAAGGUCAGGCAAGAGUCCUCUUCGGUUUAACCCAAAGAUCGCCAUUGGCCGGGGCCUUGGUUACCAUGGCAGCUGUGGAUCUCUGCCCAGAGAGGCACGGGUGCAGGCUGUGCCCAGGACAAAGGGAAGUCCCGUGCACACCUACAAGAAUGUAGAGAUCACCAAUGUCUGAACUGUGCCCUGUGGGGGAUACAGGUGGUUGGCUCCAGGUGAAAAGCAUUCAAUAUCAACAGAAUUUGGAAUUGACCAUUUUAUUUUCAAUUUCAGAAACAUUUGAUUUAUUGUUCUACGGUAAUAAAUAUCAGUGGACUUAAUGCCUUAUGUUUGAAUAGGAGAAAACUGUAAACACGUUGUAAUGUUCAAAGCUCCACUUUGCAGGAAAACUGGUGGCAUAUGUUUCCUUUCAAAGAAUGACCGUCACAAUUGUUCUUUAACAAGGCAUCUCUUGUAACAUACAUGGAGGAACAUGAUGGUAAUAAUGUGUUGGCGCAUAGCAAAAGUCCAUGGAGGGUGAAAGUGGUCUGUUCCCGUUGCCAUGUCAGGAGGAUGAUCAUUCACGGUGGUCAGGAUCUCUGGAAGGAAGAAGCACGCCUGAUGUCUCGGUCCUUCGACGUCCAUGCCCUGUUCCAUGUAUCUCACUGCCCGGCCUGGCCGGCCUCCGUGUGAAAGGAAAGAGAUGUUGGCCCGGCCUGCCUGAGUUUCCUGGCUCAAAUCAGUUGCAGAUGUUCACUACUUGUCUGGAACUUGGGACCCAUAUCUUCGGGAAAACCGCCAUUCCCUGGGUUCCAUGUAAGUUUAGAAUUACAUUCCCAUAUUGUGAGAGAUAACUGGCCUUGAGUUAAGACAACAGCCAUCAGGAGAAUAAGGUGGUGGGGGGGGGGGGGGGGGGGUCUGGAAAAUUCCAAAUGCUUAGCAGAGCUUGCAAUUUGUUCAAAUAGCUCAAAUAUGGCCAAGAGGCACAGACUACAGUUUGUUAUGUUUGUCAGAAAUAUAAUACAAUUCCUUGUAAACAUGCUGGAAAAAUUCCUAGAAACUACAGAGGCCACUCAGCUUUUCAUACUGUUGAAUUCAACUCUUUUGUUUGUUAUUUGCAAAGGAGUCUUUCAUUUCAUUGUAAAUAUGGGAAAAUAUUACAUUCUAAUAUUCAAUUCAUAAUAAGAUGUUGCUGUCUCUCAAAGUGAUUACGAUAUUGUAAAUAUUCGUACAGUUUGCAUUACGGAUACUGAAGGUCUAAUGUCCUGGUGUAGAAUGUUUACAUCGGCCAGGAUGUCAAGGGAAAUCUUAUUUGUUUUCUAUCAUCAUUAACUCAGAGUGCACGAGUAUACAGUACAACAGUAGAGCAGUGUAUUUCACCAGAGCAUUCCACAACCAUAUCACACAUUCAAACAGCUGGAGGGGGCAGAGAAACAGAAGAGAACAGGCAUAUCAGCUAUGGCGAUCUCCUACAAAAACCAACCCCAGCACCCUGGUGAACAUAGUCAGAUAGACAUACAAAGUGGGAACAUUAGGCUAGUUCAACCUAUUCACAUGUGGUUGUAAGAUGUGGUUUGAAUAUCAAAGGCUUGUGCGUUACAGAAAACGCACACUAAAUUGUUGAUUUGUUAUGGCGUAAAACAGUCUACUUUCACUCAAGCAUAUCACAUAAGUAUAGUCAGACUACUAACAACAGAAAAGAGUGGCAAUUUCCAUUGAAUGAAAAAGAGGUCAGAGUUUAUAUUGUAUUGUUUUCAUAUAGGUGUUUAUGAAGUAAUUAUGUACUGUACAUGUGCCACUGCUGAAAAAAAACAUGUUUGAAACUGCUGCACAUGAACUACAAUACAUGACUUGUGUUUUGUGUAGGCCUACUCAAUAAUAAAGAUAUAAAUGCUAUCAGAAA
This is a messenger RNA of Oncorhynchus kisutch (coho salmon), 6708 nucleotides long. It is a transcript of the gene kaznb, whose product is annotated as kazrin, periplakin interacting protein b. Gene Ontology annotation, molecular function: protein binding. Bases 2932 to 5004 code for a protein of 690 amino acids. The record is from RefSeq and is a predicted model, not a curated record. Lineage: Eukaryota; Metazoa; Chordata; Actinopteri; Salmoniformes; Salmonidae. The transcript has 14 exons.